Molecule: messenger RNA, 4140 nt
Organism: Tarenaya hassleriana
Lineage: Eukaryota; Viridiplantae; Streptophyta; Magnoliopsida; Brassicales; Cleomaceae
Product: ubiquitin carboxyl-terminal hydrolase 16-like
Exons: 11
Coding region: 410-3541 (1043 amino acids)
Biological process (GO): protein deubiquitination
Cellular component (GO): cytosol; nucleus
Molecular function (GO): cysteine-type deubiquitinase activity; cysteine-type endopeptidase activity
Source: RefSeq, a predicted model, not a curated record
UUUUCACUUCUUGGAUUGGAAACCCCCAAAAAAAGCCCUAAAUUCUCGAUCUACGUCCAAUGAGUUUCUCGCCUUCCAAACAAUCCAACUUCACGAACACACUCCUCUCUGUUGCUCCGCUUCGUUAACAGCCGGAGUGCAGUCUUGGAAUCUCCAAAUCUCGUGUUUUUUUGCCAAAUCUGUUAUCUGGGUCUGAUUUUUCAAUUCCUCGAAGUUCUCGCACGAUUGCCGAUCGGAAUCUCGUUCAUCGGCGGAUCAACUUUGCCAUUCUGGGUUCCCUGCAUGCGAGGGCGACGGAGGGACUAUUGCCGACCAGGCUUUCACGACAGCGAAAUCUAUGGUUGGUGGUCAAAUUAGGAGCUUGGAAUUCGUCUCGAGUUGUGGAUGUUCGUCUACUGGUGCUGGAUAAAUGCUCUUAGUUUGGGAUCUAGGGAUUUCGAGCCUAGCCCUUGUCCUUUGCUUGGUCGUACCUCUGAUCGGCUUCGUGGUUCGCCGGCAAUGGCGUCUCACGGCCCGGAGGCGGGAGGAGAUUCGGAGGCUUCUUAUUCGUGCGUCGGAGGAGGCUGCUAGGGCAGAGCUCGAGGCAUCUCUCGUGUACGCCUCUGCUUCCGUCUCUAAUGGCAACUAUUGUCCCGUUUGCUAUGUCCCUGCGACGACUCGGUGUGCUAAGUGCAAGGCAGUUCGAUACUGUUCUGGAAAAUGUCAGAUUAUCCACUGGCGGCAAGGCCACAAAGAUGAGUGCCAUCCUCCUCCCAUCACGUGUAAUACUGGCAAUGGAAGAAGUGAUUCUGGUUUGAAAGUCAUUGAGAAAAAUGAAGAGACUAUUCUUGAAUCGGCUGAAACCGCAAUCAGGGAAACUGCAGCCUGUAAUGCUACCAGCUCCCUCGAAGAUAAAAAUGGAGACAUUGCAGAUGUUAAGGAUGACCCUCUUAUAGAGAAGGAAGAAGCUGUUUCUGUUUCUGAAACUUCUGGGUCUUCGUUUUCUGGGUUCUCUACCUCUCCCAGUAAUGAUUCUUCCGAUGAUAUCUCUAUAUGUGACAGCAUCAAUUCAUCUGAUUCCGAGAGACCUGAUUCUCCUCUCCAUUCUGAUAUUGCUGUAGAGUCAGUGGAGACCUGUUUUGCCACCGAUGAUGUGGUCCCAUCCAAGCCAUUGUCUCCUAAGUUUACUCAGUUGGUUGAGUCGGUAGAUAAUCUUGUGAAUAUGGCUAAACUCGAUAGUAGUAAACCAGGUAGUGAUAUUGAAGUGAUUCAAAGCCAAUCCAGUAGCUUGCGCUCUGGUGUUAUGGUUAGGCAUUCAGGAUCUGCAGACCAGUCUCCUACGGUGUCAUCUGGUUUUUGGGGUAGGGAUCUUGAAACAAUAGAAUGUGUAAGUGAUCCUAGUGAUGGUUCUGCAUCGUCCAAAGCUGGUGAAGCUGAUGAAGAGAACUUAUCUGAUACAGGCUCUUCUAUGCACUUCUUCAGCUCACCUAGAGAAACUUUGACAGAUCUUGACAAUGUUUCUGAUGUGAAAAGUAAUAGUUCAGAUGACGCUCCUCUGACAGAAUCGGAGACUAAUAAAGGUGUUGAUGAAAAAAUUCUAUUAGAAAGAAGCUCCAAAAAGGCCACAAGUGGCACAAGUAAUGGUUCUUAUGCUGCUUCCCUUGAAGCUAAAACUUCGUUAUCAACAAUAUCUUCUGCUACUCCAGCAUCUGUUGUAAGAGAAGUUCCUACAUCUGCUGGUCCAUUGGACAUUACUGUUUUAUCAUCUGUGGCCCUUCGAAAGUCAAAGAGCACUAGUAAGGAAAAUGGCACUCCUUUUGGCUCCUGGAAGGCUGGAGAAGUCACACAUUUUGCGUCGAAGACUGCAGAUACAAGCAAAACUUCUGAUGUUGUAGAACCUUCUCCCUUAGUUGCAAAACUUGGGAGAGUUUCUGAUAGUCAGAAGGUUACAAAUUCUUCGCGUGAAAAAAAUGGCUUUAAGGCAUCUGUAUUGAAAGUUGUAGACCAGUGGACUAGGCCAAAGUCAUCAGAUCAGUAUAAACUCUUAGCUCGAAAUGAGAUAACUAGAAAACGUACCCACAAGGGCCUUUUUCCAUAUGAAUUUUUCGUCAAGCUGUAUAAUUGGAAUAAAUUGGAGUUGCGGGCAUGUGGUCUUGUCAAUUGCGGCAAUAGCUGUUUUGCCAAUGUUGUAUUCCAAUGCUUGAUGUUCACGCCUCCUCUGACUGCUUACUUCCUUCAGGGACUCCAUUCUAAAACAUGUCCAGACAGAGAACAGUGCUUUACCUGUGGGUUUGAGAACCUGGUCUUGAUGGCAAAAGAAGGGAAAUAUCCUUUGUACCCGAGUGGGGUAUUGGCCCAGCUGCAAAAUAUUGGAAUGUGUCUUGGCAAUGGCAAAGAAGAAGACGCACAUGAAUUCCUUAGGUUUGUUGUAGACACAAUGCAGUCUAUUUGCAUUAAGGAAUCUGGAUAUGCUAUGUUGGAGACUGCAAAACUAGAUGAGACAACCUUAAUAGGGUUGACAUUUGGAGGAUACCUACGCUCUAAGAUUAAAUGCAUGAAAUGUCAAGGGAAGUCUGAGCGGCAUGAGAGGAUGAUGGAUCUUACAGUUGAGAUCGACGGGGAUGUUAGCACUUUGGAUGAUGCUCUGCGACGAUUUACAAGGACUGAGAUUUUGGAUGGAGAAAACAAGUACAAAUGUGGCAGGUGUAAAUCCUAUGAGAGGGCCAAAAAGAAACUGAAAAUACUCGAGCCUCCCAACGUCCUUACAAUUGCACUAAAAAGAUUCCAGUCAGGGAAAUUUGGGAAGCUCAAUAAGUUGAUUAGGUUUCCAGAAACGCUAGAUUUGGCUCCAUAUGUCAGCAGAAGAAGUGAUAAGUCACAUGUCUACAAACUUUAUGGAGUUAUCGUUCAUUUGGACAUCAUGAAUGCUGCAUUUUCUGGCCAUUAUGUGUGUUAUAUUAAGAACAGUCAAAACAAAUGGUACAAAGCCGAUGAUAGCACGGUAGUAAUAUCUGAAAUCGAAAGGGUCUUGACAAAGGGAGCAUAUAUGUUGUUCUAUGCACGGUGCUAUCCGAGGCCUCCGAGAUCAAUAUGUACCAAAUCUGGCACUUCCAGUAAAAACAACGUGGCAGUAACUAAUAUCAAUGGGAAACCCACUGCUCCUCUGUCACGGUCUGCUUCGAUUCCAAGUGCCAUUCCUUGCUCUAAAUUCUCGGACGCUGGAUCAAACAGAAUACAGUCAUUUUACUCCAACUUCCACAGACUGCAGAGGAUUUUAGAAGAGGAUUCAUCGAGUGAUAGUUCCUCUCUCUUUGACAGCAACUCAGAUGAAUGUUCUUGUAGCACUGAUAGCAUGAAAGACUCAACUAGCACAGACGACUUUGCUGAAUUCAUUUUUGGAGAUCUCGGAAGUAGCUACAGGCAGUCGCCCUAUUCUGGUGCUUUGUCUCCAUCAUCCUCUUCCUCUUCACCCCCCUUGCUCACAAGACACUCCCCACUAGCAAAAUCAGAUCAAUGCUCUUUAGAACUUCACGAAACUUCAUCAUCAUUAUCACAACCAUGAGAAAACAGAAUGUUGUGGCACAGCAAUGCAUUUUCCAGGACAAGCACUCAGAAGAAGGUAUGGGAAGCUAUGGUUUUGUGCAGUCUGACUCAAGUUAAAUCAUGUAGUAGAACAGUGGACAGUAGUGUUAGCAGUAGCGGUAGUAGUAGUAGUAGUAUCGGGGAGACUGACUCGGAGAGGAGAAUAAUAGAAAAGGCUAACAACCCUUUGGAAAGCACACGGCCCCGGGGAUGAACUAAAGAGCGAAAUGGGGAUCACGAGUAGGAAAAUGAUGCGUGUGUCUUGCUCGAAUUUAUCGGGUAAUCGGGUAGGAAGGAAGUUGAUGUGCUUCUCUGAAUUCUUAUUGCUAGGAGCUGUUUUUGGUAGUUUGGAUUUUGUGUUUUGGGAAGAGGAGAAAGAUGGUGGGUGGAAUGAUGCGUGAAUUUGAAGUGUUGGUGUUGUUACCAUUUUGAGAGGUGUUAAUAGUGUACAGUUGGAAAGAGAUGGAAAAUGAACAACAAAAGGAGGUUCCAUAUAUAUUGUUAAUAAACUUACUUGUAAUUACUUCCUCUCUUUUCCCUUUGCCAUGUUAUAGUUAAAAAAAAAACAAUGUUUGUUUA